AGCGAGGUACAUGCACAUCAAGAAUCGGAAUUACAAAUUUGGAAACGGAAAUUUACAUCAAUUGUGUUUCCUGGAUCUAAAGAAAACUGUUGUUUGGAUUUUAUAUGCAACAUGACUUUUGAGGAAUUAAGUGGUGUCCAGACCUUAGACAGGUAGACUGAACAUGGACUUUUUUUAACGAUUGAAUGAGACUCUUGUGCAUCAAGUUAGCGUUUGGUCGCUUGUUCAGAAGCUUGUACCGGCUCUGCUGGUAUACUAGUAUACUUCUCGGGAAUCGCACGACGAUUAAUUAUUUUUUAAACAUCACUGUUUCGAACAGGGUGGUACUCAACGGUGUAUUUCUUCUGUUGCGUCAUAGUUUUGGUUUCCGAAUUAGUGUUACAUAUAGACUCGUGUUUGUCGGACUUGGGUUCACCUAUAAAAUAAAAGUGAUGCUUGCAGCUCAGAGUCGGUGUCGCUCUAAUAGCUUGCAUGUUCCCCCCAGGAUGGAUGCAGUCGGAAAAGCUUUGGAAGAAGUUCUGAGCACUGCAUUACCUCAAGGGUGCAUAACCGUUGGUGUAUAUGAAGCGGCCAAAUCUCUCAAUGCUGAUCCAGACAAUGUGGUGCUGUGUCUUCUAGCCACUGACGAAGGUGACGAUCGGGACGUGGCUUUGCAAAUCCACUUUACUUUGAUAAGAGCUUUCUGUUGCGAGAAUGACAUCAACAUCCUGCGAGUGAAAAAUAUGAGACGUCUGGCCGAGAUCCUUGGAGGAGGGAAGCAGGGAGGGGAACCCAUGGAUAUGCACUGCGUUUUAGUCACGAACCCAUAUCCCUCCACAUCGGGCAAUGAUCCGACAGCUCUGAGAAAAGUGAACUACUUCUGCAGAGAAAGCCGCAGCCAGGAUCAGUGGGUGCCAGCUAUUAACCUUCCUGAAAGAUGAAGCAGACAAGACUGUGUUUAACUUGUUAUGAAUUGCACUGGAGUUGUGUACUGUUUUAGUGGGUUUUGCUCCAGAGGAAAAAAAUAAAAAUAAAUUAAAAACACAGCAUUGAUGUAAAACAUGAAAAAAGAUCUUCAGUGAAGAAGGCAUAAUUCUUACUAUGUCCAACUCUUGCCAUUCAUUGCUGUCCAGAUGCUAGUGAGUCAGCAGUCGGGACACCAAUGUAAGCGACUGAAGGGGGUGGGGGGUGAAAGAGCAGGAAAGGCUGUGAAGAGAGCUUUGCAAUGAGAUGGAUGCAGGAAACUGAAUCAUGUGGAUGCAAUCAGCAUUUUACAAGAAAGGGAUUUACACUAGGUUUGAAACAGGGCUCAUGCAGAAGUUGCACGUUAUGGUCCCUGACUUAAGAAGAACUGUUUGGAGAAAAGUUUGUGAAAUUUUUGUUUUUGUAGACAUUUAGUAUUUUUUCAAAGGGAAAGGCUAAAAGCCAAAUUCGCAAAUGUAUUUUAUUAAGAGUUGUUGUUCUGACUGUUCAUUUAAUGUGCGUAAGUUAUUUGUAUUAUAUUAAUGCAAUAUAUUUAUGUUGCUCUUUUUCCACAUUCACAAGUUUGUAAGAUUUAGUAUUCUGUUUUAAUAAACAAUGUUAAAAUCA
This is a messenger RNA of Erpetoichthys calabaricus (reedfish), 1569 nucleotides long. RefSeq names its product growth arrest and DNA-damage-inducible, alpha, b (gene gadd45ab). The record is from RefSeq and is a predicted model, not a curated record. The transcript has 3 exons. Gene Ontology annotation, cellular component: nucleus; cytoplasm. Lineage: Eukaryota; Metazoa; Chordata; Cladistia; Polypteriformes; Polypteridae. Gene Ontology annotation, biological process: regulation of cell cycle. Bases 186 to 920 code for a protein of 244 amino acids.